AAAACGAACCAGGAACUAUUCGGAAGUGUGAUUGGCUGUUGCUAGGAACCCUCCCAGGGCCUUAUGGGCCCUGGUUACGGAAGCCGAGGAGGGCUGAGCGCGGGCUCUACCUCAAGGAAGUUAGCUGCGGAAGCCCAGUAAGCGGAGGUAUCUCGGGCCCAAUGGCGGCUGUGGAAGCUAGCGACAGCGAUGGGAAAGAGCAGGGGGUUGAGACCUCCGUCACCUAUUAUCGGUUGGAGGAGGUGGCGAAGCGCAACUCCUUGAAGGAACUAUGGCUGGUGAUCCACGGGCGAGUCUACGAUGUCACCCGCUUCCUCAACGAGCAUCCUGGAGGAGAAGAGGUUCUGCUGGAACAAGCUGGUGUAGAUGCAAGUGAAAGCUUUGAAGAUGUAGGACACUCCUCUGAUGCCAGAGAAAUGUUAAAGCAGUACUAUAUUGGUGAUGUCCAUCCGAGUGACCUUAAACCUGAAAGUGGUAACAAGGACCCUUCGAAAAGUAAUACGUGCAAAAGUUGCUGGGUAUAUUGGAUUUUCCCCAUCGUAGGCGCUGUUCUUUUAGGUUUCCUGUAUCGCUACUACACGUCGGAAAGCAAAUCCUCCUGAGGAAGCCUUGCUGAAGUCUGAAAAACACAUCCACUUGGGAAUGAAAACCAGAGACUUGCUUGGGGGCUGUAGUGAUGCCCUCUCUUUGAAUCCUGCCAGUUGUAUUCUUCCCCCUUGGAGUCAAGACAGUUGGUUAGACAUCCACCUCAGAUCUGGGACCAGUGUCCUUCAUCUCUCAGAGCCUUACACCCAGAGCACCUGCUCACCAGUCUGUGUCCUUGCCAGUGUUUGCUCCCUUCACUGGUUCCCACUUACAUUUCAAAACUUUCUGUUCAUAAUUGCAAUUCAUAACUUUGUAUUGACAUUGCUUUUUGGUAAAAAUGCCUGCUUUCCAAUACUUUGCUCAUUAGACAUUCUUAACGGGGCAGCAGUCUAGUGUGGAAGCUUUUUUCAUUUUUCUUUUAAGUAAAUUUUUUUAAAAAUUCUGAUUUAACUCCAUUGUUUAUCAUAAGGGGUUUAAUUAUGAAGUAAAAGUGUGUACUUAUUACUUAAAAUAUAACUGCCAAAUGAUCUUGUUCCUUGUUUGUAUUUGUUAAAACCACAAAGAACUGUGGACUUCUCUUGCCUCCCAAGCCAAUGUAGCAGGUAGCUCUUCCCAUCCAACUCCAGCCCCUUCACUUCCCAAAUGGUGCUGGACAAAACUAUGUUUCCCUGUUAUUUCUUUGGGGUGGGAAGAGACAUGGAAAGGAAUGGGGAUGAACUGGAGUGUUAGAACCCUGACAAAUUCAGAGUAAUCUUUCUUUUGAAAAAUAUUGAAAAAUACUAUUUUAGGAUAGGAGUUUAGAAAAAGCAUCAAAGCUUUCACUUUGGUUUGGCACCAGUUUCUAGCCAACUCUUUUUUCCCCCUAGCUAUCUUUUAUUGGUAAAAUAUAAAUGUAUAAUUAUGUCUGCAGAACUUUACCAAGGAUUUUUGCUGCUUUUUAAUUUAUUGAUUAGCAAGUUUUUGAUUCUGUAUUUUAUAAAAGUAAGACUCCAGUUUGACCCUCUGUUUGCCCCAGUAAAAUAACUUCCAUAUAAAAUGGCAUUUGAAAGUGGAAGAUUGUGACAAGAGACUGUUUUCCAUUGCAUCUGUAUUUUACCUCCAUGGCUCCAACUUGUGGUUUUGUUCUGUUUUUCUGUUGAGAAUAAAAAAAAUGUAAUUUUUUUUCUUGGAUGUGUGUUUCCUUGAGAAGUAGGUUAUUAUUUGGAAUUAUGUUACUGUUUCUUAUUGGUUUAGGGAUUUCUCUGGCCUAUUUUUUCCUCCAUGGAAACACCUGAGGAGAUAAUACAAUGUUUUCUGGCAGCAACUGUGGUGAUUUUUCUCCCCUUCCUUUGAGAAUUACCAGUCUGCUUGUGAGCCAUCGUCAUUUCUAGCAGGGAGCAUCUUAGUUCAGGAAGGACCAUAGAUGCUGCUUAGUAUCUCUUCUCUCCUUUCCAGCCUGCCAGAGAUUUGCUGAGACAGGAAACUGCCCAGCAAACCAGUGUCUGCCCAUGUAAACUAUUUAAGAAAAAGUUCAACCCAGGUCUUGCAUCCUGUGAUUUAGCAGUUGAAUGAAUUCAGAAUUCAUCUAAAUAAUAUUAACCUUGUACUUGCACACUUGAAUAUAUUUUGGAGUAAUUUUAGGGGAUUUCUGGCUGACUUUUAUUAUCUGGAAUAUGAGUUUAGUAAAACUUGUAUCUUCAGAAAAUAUUUGUACAUGUUAGAAGAUGCCACUUGAAGACAAUUUAUUGAACAAAAGUCUUUGGUUAUUAUAUAAUGAAAGUGGUGUGAGUUGAUGCUCCUCCAUUUAAAGGCUAGAAAGGGUUCCUUGAAUAAGGAUUGAUACAGAAUUACUGGAAUAAUUAAGUUGCAUGAUUACAGGGAGUACAUUGGGGUAGAAGUAAAGAACAAAGGAGCAGUUAGGAGCUGGAAAGGGGACAUUCGAGCUAAAACUAAGCCAGAAGAUAACUUGAAUCAAUUGUAAAAGUGUGUUGGCAGUCUCCAAAAUUGAAUGAAAAACAUCUGGCUUAUAACAAAUGUGAAAGAACUAUAGUCUUAAGUAAAAUCGGUGUUUUUGAUAUUUUUAAGGUAAACACCAAUGAAAAGGUAUGUUUUUCUACUUGGUAUUGGUUUUCUUUUCCUGUUUAUAUGUAGACUUGUUUUUACCGAGAGCCGGAGGGAAAAAAUUUUCGGGUUUUGUCACUACCAUCCAUGAAAUCCCUCCAGUACCCAGGGCUGCUUUUGACGCUACUGCUAAUGUGAUGUCACUUUGUAUUAGAAAAACCACUUUUGGGUCCAUUUACUAUUAUUCUGCUGCCUACAAAAACAGCCAGGUAAAAGGUAGAUUUUGUGUAAGAGUUUGCAGAAUUUUCUCUAAACAAUAAAGUAAUACAGUACACAAGCCAAAUCCAUCAAAAAGGAGUUUUGUUUAAGAAGCAGACUUGAAUUCUUGAAACAGUCUUGACAUUAGUAGGUUGUGAAAACACCUCAGGAGAGCAAGGGAGCCAGUCCCGGUUGGCUGAUGGUGCCCCCUGAAGCUGGUCUCCGGGGUGCUGGGUUGUUUAUUCCCGAGGAAGACUAGCUUCUGCUGCUCACCAUACUGUACACAUAAGGGCUGGUGAACACAGAAGGAGCAGAUGAGGAAAAUCUUGUGCCACCAGAAUAGAGGGUGUUAGUGUCCGCUUUCCAAAAUUUCCUAGCCCAACUCUUAGGAAUUGGUUUUGGUUUCCAAAUGACUUCUACGUUUGUAAAGAUAACAAAGUAGCAUGGUCAAAGUUUACAUUGUUUUUCGAUCUCCUUGUGACCACUUAAGCAAAAACAAAACUCCAUUGGAACCUAUAAUUUGGGCCUGUAAAGUUCUUUAAGCGGUUAUCAUAAAUGCUUCUGUUGUGAAAUAAGAACAUUGUUGAGUUUAUACUCAUUUAGUUCCGACGUGGUGCAAUGAAAAAUGCUUCGCAGACCAGGUAUAUCAUUACUUAUGGUAUCUCAUGCUUUAAACUCUCAAGUGAUAUCUAUCUGGUUAAAUUCCAUUUUAGGAGAUUGAAAUGCAGAACAUUAAUGUUCAUUGCCUCCUACCCCAGGAGAAAUGGAUUCAGACAUGUCUUGUCUCAACAAGAAAUCAAUUUUUUUUAAACCAUCUCAUUCUGUUGCCAAAUAUCACAGAAGUAAUGGGGAGUUUAGUCACAUUUGGCUGUUGUGCUCUGAAAGAGCCAAGUUUGGAAUUUGUGGGGGUGAUCUAGGAGGGAGGUUCCAAAGAAGCAGAGAGGUAUUUGUCAAGUUACCUACCCUACAUCCAGCAUCUUACUCAUAAGUUUUAGUAGCUGCUCUUUGCCCACGCCUGCGUCGAACAUUUGCUAUUUGGGCAAAACACUAUUUCAAGUAUUUAACUUCUGUUCUUUUUACUUCGCCCUCAACUGUGAUCGAGUAAUAUUAACAUUCCUUUUGGUAUUCAAUAAUGGAAUUUGUUUACCUAUUUUAUUUCAGCAUAUUUUGAACAAAGAUCUUUGUCUCUUUCUGUUGGAAUGUGCACACAAUGAAUGUUUGUUAGAACUACACACAAUAAAGAUACUGUUUUCCUUUU
Messenger RNA from Propithecus coquereli (Coquerel's sifaka), 4141 nucleotides. Its product is annotated as cytochrome b5 type B. The coding region runs from base 162 to 602 and encodes 146 amino acids. NCBI's taxonomy places the organism in Eukaryota, Metazoa, Chordata, Mammalia, Primates, Indriidae. Gene Ontology annotation, molecular function: heme binding. The record is from RefSeq and is a predicted model, not a curated record. The transcript is spliced from 5 exons. Gene Ontology annotation, cellular component: mitochondrial outer membrane; intracellular membrane-bounded organelle.